GGUUGUUCCCGAGGUGGGAGGCGGCACCCGAGGCGGAGGAGGAGGCCCGAGAGCGACAUGUCCCGGGUCGCCGAGGCAGAACGGUCCGCGGCGCUGUGUUACUGAGUCGGGGGCGGCCUGGCGUCCGGCCGAGGACGAGGGUCGGCAGGGGCUGCCCCCGCGGUGGUGGCCGCCAUGCUGGGGCCCCGGGCAGCUGAUGCAGCCGCUGCGGCGCUUCUCCGACUGCUGCUGCUGCUGCUGUUGCCCGAGCUCCGGGAUCCGGGGCUCGGCGUGGUCGGAGCGGCUGGGGCCGGGCUGCCAGAGAGCGUCAUUUGGGCCGUCAACGCGGGCGGCGAAGCGCAUGUGGACGUGCACGGGAUCCACUUCCGCAAGGACCCUCUGGAAGGCCGGGUGGGCCGAGCCUCAGACUAUGGCAUGAAACUGCCAAUCCUGCGUUCCAACCCUGAGGACCAGAUCCUGUAUCAAACAGAGCGGUACAAUGAGGAGACCUUUGGCUACGAAGUCCCCAUUAAGGAGGAGGGGGACUACGUGCUGGUGUUGAAGUUUGCUGAGGUCUAUUUUGCACAGUCUCAGCAGAAGGUAUUUGACGUCCGAUUAAAUGGCCAUGUUGUGGUGAAGGACUUGGACAUCUUUGAUCGUGUUGGGCACAGCACGGCUCAUGAUGAAAUCAUCCCUAUGAGUAUCAGAAAGGGGAAGCUGAGUGUCCAAGGGGAGGUGUCUACCUUCACAGGAAAGCUCUACAUUGAGUUUGUCAAGGGGUACUAUGACAAUCCCAAAGUCUGUGCCCUCUACAUCAUGGCGGGGACAGUGGACGAUGUACCAAAGUUGCAGCCUCAUCCAGGAUUGGAGAAGAAAGAAGAAGAGGAAGAAGAAGAAGAAUAUGAUGAGGGGUCUAAUCUCAAAAGACAGACCAACAAGAACAGGGUGCAGUCAGGCCCCCGCACGCCUAACCCCUAUGCCUCGGACAACAGCAGCCUCAUGUUUCCCAUCCUGGUGGCCUUUGGAGUGUUCAUUCCAACCCUCUUCUGCCUCUGCCGGUUGUGAGAACAAUGGCCAUCCUCAGCAGGGUGGAGGGGAGUGGGGGGAAACCAGACAUGCUGCUGUCUGUAUUCUUGACA
This is a messenger RNA of Onychomys torridus (southern grasshopper mouse), 1118 nucleotides long. RefSeq names its product malectin (gene Mlec). Bases 175 to 1044 code for a protein of 289 amino acids. Gene Ontology annotation, molecular function: carbohydrate binding. The record is from RefSeq and is a predicted model, not a curated record. Gene Ontology annotation, cellular component: membrane. NCBI's taxonomy places the organism in Eukaryota, Metazoa, Chordata, Mammalia, Rodentia, Cricetidae. The transcript is spliced from 5 exons.